Molecule: messenger RNA, 986 nt
Organism: Scheffersomyces amazonensis
Lineage: Eukaryota; Fungi; Ascomycota; Pichiomycetes; Serinales; Debaryomycetaceae
Gene: SDH4
Product: Sdh4p
Exons: 1
Coding region: 141-653 (170 amino acids)
Biological process (GO): tricarboxylic acid cycle; mitochondrial electron transport, succinate to ubiquinone
Cellular component (GO): mitochondrial envelope; membrane
Molecular function (GO): heme binding; ubiquinone binding; succinate dehydrogenase (quinone) activity
Source: RefSeq, a predicted model, not a curated record
GCCAUUUACUGUAGUACAUUUAAAGAUCGCUGAAAAAAAAAUCUCAUCAAAACUUUUAUAUGAUAUAGCAUAUAUUAAAUUUGCACAUACAAUUCUAACUGUCAAGACAUACAUACAUAUAUACAUUCAUAUUAAUUAUAAUGAUAGGACUCAUACGUACGGUGAAUAUACCAAAAUAUACUCAGUUAAGGAGUGUUCAACUUUUAUCAAACAUUUAUGUUUCUAGAUCAAUAUCAUUAAAACCAGACUUUUCAAAAUUCAAAAAGAUUGAACAACCUCCAGGAUAUAUUGUUGGAACAGUUAAUGAUGCAUAUAUACCUCCACCAGCUAAAUUUACAGAAGGUGGUUAUCAUUGGGCUUAUGAAAAAAUAGUAACAAUUGGAAUGAUACCUACCUUAACAGUACCAUUCAUUUUUGGUCCUGAAUAUCCUAUUAUAGAUAGUUUUUUCUCAGUAUUAUUAUUAAUUCAUUGUCAUUUUGGAUUUAAAUCAUGUAUUAUUGAUUAUAUACCUGCAAGAGUUUAUGGGGUAUGGCAUAAGAUAGCUACAAGAUUAUUGACUUUUGGAUCUUGUCUUUCUAUGUAUGGUAUUUAUGUUCUUGAAACAUCAGGAAAUGGACUUUUUGAAUUAAUUAGAACUUUAUGGUCUGCUUAAAUAAAAGGUUUAAUUACUAGUUAAGUUAACAGUCUUACUGUGCUCUUAUAAGGAAUCUUAUCAUAUAGACAGAAAGCACAGCAAAGAUUUUUAUGUAAAUAGUUAACUCUCACUUAAUGGUAUAUAAAGAUAUAAUAUAAUUAAUUUAAUGUAUACUUAUAUAUAUAUGUGUGUAUACAUAUUUGUAUGGGUGUGUAUGUUAUAUUAAUCUCACACUAAUUAUAUACUGUAUGUUAACGGUGGAUCUCAAUAGUGGAGUACCCCCCAUAGUAAUUUGUGAGACGCAAUGAUUGAAAAAUAAAUAAUUCAAUCUCGAAUUUUCAAUGCGAUGAU